CGGGGGGAGAGAGAAGCAGCGUUUGAUCGGAGCGGAGGGUGAGAGGCGCCUGAUUGUCUAGUUGCGUGAAGGCGACUGAAGCAGUCAGUGUGGACCAUGUGUGCUGCAGCUCUGGAGGAGUACUGUGGGUCCACCUUUUGGAAUGCUUCAUAUCUGAACAGAGAAGACCCCGACCUCCCGGUAUGUGUAGAGCAGACGGUGCUGGUCUGGAUCCCACUGGGGUUCCUGUGGCUCUGUGCCCCGCAACACUUGGUGUCUCUAUGCAGGAGGACACAAGUGGACGCAAAACACCUGUCCAAGCACUAUAUCUGCAAACAGCUGGUGGUGUUUCUGUUGCUACUCACCGCCAUAGCAGGCCUGGCCAUCACACUGGGAGAGGAUUUUCCUCCCAACCAGGUUUCAACAGUGAAGAAUCCCGGUGUAUACUACGCAAACCCCGUCCUAUACGCAGUCACAUGGAUCCUUGUGAUGUUGUGCCAGGAAGGAGUGAGGCGCAGGAAAAGAUCAGUAGACUCAGCCACUCUCUUCAUCUUCUGGCUUCUUCUGGUUCUGUGUGACGUCUUCCCUUUCCAGACCCUCCUACGGGAGGGGCUCAGGCUGGGACAAAUCAGCGACGUCCCUCGCUUUAGUCUUUUUUACAUUUCCUUUGGCUUGGAAUUGAUUGCCCUCAUUCUCUCUGCCAUGGCUGACAUUCCUCCGGAAGCAGAGGAGGUUGUGAAAAAGAAUCCAGAGGCAGGUGCAGCGUUUUUGAGCAGAAUCACCUUCAACUGGUUCAGCAGUAUGGUGGUGAAGGGGUACAAGCGGCCCCUGGUCCAGGAGGACAUGUGGGAGCUGAGCGACGCAGAGAGCACCGCUGUCAUCAACCAGCGCUUUCAGUACUUCAUGGAGUCGGAGCUGCGUGCUGCUCGGGUCCGGUUCCAAAACAAGAUGAAAAAGCAACGGGAAAAGAGCAAAGAGAAAGCCCCGGAGGAGGCCUUUCAAAAUGGCCUCUCCAACAAUCUGGGCAAGGGCAUCAGUCAGGAUGUGCUGAUGAUGGAGGAAAAGGGAAAGAAAGGAGAUGAAAAGAAGAAGAAAAAGGACAAAAAGGAGGAAAAUAACCACCCCAACUCAUGGCUGAUUUCCACCAUCUACAAGACCUUUAAAGGGGUGCUGUUUGAAUCGGCUUUUUUCAAACUUCUGACGGACCUGCUGGCGUUUGUCAGUCCUCAACUUCUAAAGUUCAUGGUCUCAUUCACUCAGGACAAAUCCAGAUAUACCUGGGAAGGCUAUAUGUACGCAGUGCUGCUGCUAGUGGUGGCAAUUUUGCAGUCACUGUUCCUGCAGCAGUACUUCCAACGUUGCUUUGUGCUCGGGAUGAAGGUCCGCACUGCCAUCACAGCAGCAGUGUACAAAAAGGCGCUGGUGGUGUCUAACGACACUCGUAAAGAGUCAACGGUCGGGGAAACGGUGAACCUGAUCUCAGCGGAUGCCCAGCGCUUCAACGAUGUGACCAACUUCAUCCACCUGCUGUGGUCCUGCCCUCUGCAGAUUGUGCUGUCCAUUGUCUUCCUGUGGUUCGAGUUAGGACCUUCUGUGUUGGCAGGACUGGCCGUCAUGGUGCUGAUGGGGCCGAUUAAUGGAUUGCUAGCAGCCAAGGCCAGAAAAAUCCAGAUAGAAAACAUGAAGUUCAAAGACAAGCGAAUGAAGAUAAUGAAUGAAAUCCUUAAUGGGAUCAAGAUUCUGAAGCUGUAUGCGUGGGAGACAUCCUUCCAGGCACAGGUUGAAGGCAUCAGGGGGCAAGAACUGAAAGUCAUGAGGAAAUUUGCCUACUUGACGUCUGUUUCCACCUUCAUCUUUAGCUCUGCCCCGGCUCUGGUUUCUCUGGCCACAUUUGCAGUUUUCGUAGGCGUGAGCCCAGACAACGUGCUGACCGCUGAGAAAGCUUUCACUUCCAUCUCUCUAUUCAACAUCCUUCGAUUUCCCCUGGCCAUGCUGCCCAUGCUUAUCGCUGCCAUCGUGCAAACGACAGUGUCUAGGAAACGGCUGGAGAAGUUUCUGUCCGGCGAAGAUCUCGAAAGUGACAUCGUGCGGCAUGACCUCAGCUUCAACUCUGCUGUCACCAUUUGUGAUGGUUCCUUUGCUUGGGAAAGAGAAGCAGAGCCUCUGCUGAAAAAUGUUUCCUUGGAUAUAAAGCCAGGUAAGCUGGUGGCAGUAGUGGGAGCUGUAGGCUCAGGAAAGUCCUCUCUCAUGUCAGCCCUGCUUGGAGAGAUGUACAGCAACAAGGGAUUUAUCAACAUUCAGGGUUCCCUCGCCUUUGUCCCGCAACAAGCCUGGAUCCAAAACGCCACACUGAGGGAUAACAUCCUGUUUGGCUCCCCCCACGAGGACAGGAGGUUCCAGGGGGUCAUCCAGGCCUGUGCCUUGGCUCCUGACCUGGAGCUGCUGCAGGGUGGUGACCUCACUGAGAUUGGAGAGAAGGGUAUCAACCUCUCAGGCGGUCAGAAGCAACGCGUGAGCCUCGCCCGGGCAGCUUACAGUCAGGCUGACAUUUAUUUAUUAGAUGACCCGUUGUCGGCUGUCGAUUCUCACGUAGGAAAGCAUCUGUUCGACGAAGUAAUCGGACCCAAUGGGAUACUCAAAGACAAGACUCGGAUCCUGGUGACUCACGGAGUGAGCUUCCUGCCGUACGUAGAUGAAAUAGUGGUCUUGGUGAAUGGAGAGGUUUCUGAGGUUGGAUCCUACAACAGCCUUCGUGCCAGCAGGGGAGCCUUUUCUGAAUUUCUGGACACAUAUGCCAAAGAUCAAAGAAAACAGACCCCUUCAGAGUCAAAUCGUUACGAGGACGUCGCAGACGUGGAGCUCAUACCCGAACGAGAGGAGACUCUGCCCGACUCUCCUCUGGAGGAUACAGUUUCUGUUACACUGAAGAGAGAGAACAGCAUCCGCCGCAGCCAGCGCCACGGCAGUGUCAGACUAAGAAAAAAUAGCUCCAUUAGAAAAUCAGUCAGUGAUUUGAAGAAAGGCCAGAGGCUGAUAGAGAAGGAAGCUAUGGAAACAGGAAAGGUGAAGUUCUCAGUGUACCUGGAGUACCUGCGUGCCAUGGGCUGGGGAUAUACCGUCAUGGUCUUCCUGGUUUACUUCAUCCAGAACGUUGCUUUCAUCGGUCAGAAUCUGUGGCUGAGUGACUGGACCAAUGACGCCGUGGACUACUACAACAGGACGUACCCGAGCUGGAAGAGAGACACCCGGGUGGGAGUGUUUGGUGUUCUGGGAGUGGCUCAGGGCCUCUUUGUGUUCAUGGGAACACUUCUCCUGGCCAAUGCUUCGGUUGAUGCGUCACGCACCCUGCAUUCAAGGCUACUGAACAACAUACUUCGAGUUCCCAUGGUAUUCUUCGACACCACACCUAUUGGAAGAGUGGUCAACCGCUUCGCAAAGGACAUUUUCACAGUGGAUGAAGCCAUUCCACAGUCCUUCCGCUCCUGGCUCCUGUGUCUGCUCGGCGUGUUGGGCACACUGUUUGUAAUCUGUCUGGCUACUCCUUUCUUCACCAUCGUCAUUAUUCCUCUGACCCUGCUCUAUUACUUUGUACAGCGCUUCUACGUGGCAACUUCGAGGCAGUUGCGUCGGCUGGACUCAGUGUCUCGCUCUCCGAUAUACUCACACUUCAGUGAGACAGUGUCGGGUCUGUCGGUGAUAAGAGCCUACGGACAUCAAGAGAGGUUCCUUAAACACAAUGAAACAAUUAUUGAUGAAAACCUCAAGAGCCUCUACCCGUGGAUCGUGUCAAACAGGUGGCUGGCCAUUCGUCUGGAGUUCCUUGGAAACCUGGUAGUGUUUUUCGCUGCUUUGUUCGCCGUCAUUUCUAGAGAUUCCCUGGACAGCGGCCUGGUUGGCCUGUCUAUAUCCUACGCCCUUAAUGUGACCCAGACCCUCAACUGGCUGGUGAGAAUGACAUCAGAGCUGGAAAACAACAUCGUCGCCGUGGAGAGAGUGAGCGAAUACAGCGCGCUUGAGAACGAGGCUAAGUGGGUGACUGACACUCGGCCUCCAGAGAAGUGGCCCGAGCAAGGAAGGCUACAGUUUGACAACUACAAGGUUCGCUACAGGCCCGGAUUAGACCUGGUGCUCCAUGGGGUUACCUGUGACAUCAACAGCACGGAGAAGAUUGGUAUCGUCGGCCGCACUGGAGCCGGGAAAUCGAGCCUGACCAACUGCCUAUUUAGAAUUAUUGAAGCUGCUGAAGGUAGUAUUCGGAUUGACGAUGUCGAUAUUUCUACAAUUGGCCUGCAUGACCUCAGAAACCGGCUCACAAUCAUCCCACAGGAUCCAGUGUUGUUCUCUGGGACCCUGAGGAUGAACCUGGACCCAUUUGACAAAUUCAGCGAUGAGCAGAUAUGGAGAGUGUUGGAGCUCUCCCAUCUUAAAGAUUAUGCAGCUGGGCUGCAGGAAGGACUGCAACAUGAAGUGGCAGAGGGGGGAGAAAACCUCAGUGUUGGACAGAGGCAGCUGCUGUGUCUGGCGCGGGCGCUGCUGAGGAGGACACGCAUCCUAAUCCUGGAUGAGGCGACAGCAGCUGUGGACCUGGAGACGGACGACCUCAUUCAGAAUACCAUCCGCAAAGAGUUUUCCCACUGCACUGUCCUCACCAUCGCCCACCGCCUGCACAGCAUCAUGGACAGCUCCAGGGUGAUGGUGCUUGAUGCUGGUAGAAUAGUGGAAUUUGAUUCUCCAAGCAACCUGCUCCAAAAACGUGGCCAUUUCUAUGCAAUGGCAAAGGAUGCUGGGAUUAACCAAGAAGACAACACGGUUUUCUGAUUCUGCAUUUUUUUUAUUCCAUGAAUUGCUCUUGUUGCUUAAUUUAAAAACCUGGAACGGGCAUUACUAUUUACUAAUAUUGUAUCUGUAUUAAAAAAAAGAAAUCAUAUCCUGUAUGUAAAUAAUUGUUAAGAUAAACAAUAAAAUCCCUUUUUCAAAUAGUUUU
This is a messenger RNA of Pungitius pungitius (ninespine stickleback), 4963 nucleotides long. RefSeq names its product ATP-binding cassette, sub-family C (CFTR/MRP), member 2 (gene abcc2). The transcript is spliced from 32 exons. Gene Ontology annotation, biological process: transmembrane transport. Lineage: Eukaryota; Metazoa; Chordata; Actinopteri; Perciformes; Gasterosteidae. Gene Ontology annotation, cellular component: apical plasma membrane. Bases 97 to 4797 code for a protein of 1566 amino acids. Gene Ontology annotation, molecular function: ATP binding; ATP hydrolysis activity; ABC-type transporter activity. The record is from RefSeq and is a predicted model, not a curated record.